UUUCGUAGAAUGGACAUUUCUCCACAAAAUAUGAUAUUAAACUAAGCUGUAGUUUUUACCCAAGAAUUUUUUUCAAGAACUCCUUUCAACAUGAAAUGGUUGUCGAUUUUUCAAAAAUGAAUAUUUAAAAAAAGACGAAAAUAGAGAUGACUUGUUGAAAAACAAAAAUAGUGCAUUUUGUAGAGUAGCUUUUCAUCUACAAACUGAUAUAUAAAUAAAGAUCCGAAGGUUCGGUUUCGCAUCGCAAUAGUGAAAAUAUAAAAACUUUCCGAUACCCCAUUAGUUUGAAGUAGUAUCUAUUAAUUGAAUCAGCAAUAACUGUGCAUUGUUUCAUAUUUUUCUUAAAUCAACUUUUUCAUGAAAAAAAAAAGUGCAGAAGCUCCCCCGUUUCUCCGGCCUAGUACAUCCGAUCGAGCUGAAAACUUUUUUCAGAUACACUGUUUAGGAUGGAUAUUUUUGUUUGUUUAAAAAAAAUAUUGUUCUGCUUAGUUUUGGUAGGUCUUAUUACAUAAAAAACAUGCCUUUUCAAGAGGACCUGCGAUAUUUUAGCUUUUUUUAUUCGAAGGAUAAAACGUAAAAAAGAUACCCACACCAAACGGUGUCUAUUAGAGCUUGUCAGAGUGAUUCCGAAUUCGAAAAUUUUGGACGCGAUGAGUUCUAGUCGUCUGAGAAAUGUGUAUGAUGUGCUAGUCACCGAAUACAAAAACAUGGAAAAAAGGGUAUCUCGUAUGUUCGGGGCAACUAUCCAAUUUCGAUUAGAACAUUCCACUGAAAAUAUAAAAGUACGGCACGAUCGGGUUCGAGUUCGGAUCAGAAAAUUUUGGAAUCGAUGGACUCUAGUAUAUAGAGGUCAUUGUGGUGACUUGAUUUUAACUGAAAUCCUAUCUUUCUUAGUUGCAAAAUAUAAAAUAGUUUUUAUUAUUUAAAUUAUCAAUUGAAAUGAUUAUUUUACAAUACUUUUUCUUUCUAUUUUAGGUAAAACUUAUAAAACAGAUAAUAGAUUUUUGGAAUAAAGGUUCUCAAUCAACAUCAAACAAUGUUUCAUCUUCAAUUACAUUACCAAGUAUUAAUCAAUUAUCAAUUCAAUUUACUGAAUGGUUUUAUACAUCAUGGAAUAAUUUAUCAACAUUUCAAUCUGAUCAUUUUUUUCCCGAUUGUCAAUUAACUCUUAUACAUGAAAAUCAUCGUCGAAUUUUGGGUGCAUAUUAUGUUUGUGAUGUUCUUCGUUCAUAUGUUGCUAAUAGAGAAUUACGUUUUUGUCCAAAUUUACAAUCAAAUAAAGUUAAAGAAUCAAAGCAUGGUCUUGUUCUAAUACAAAUUCAUGGAACAAUUCAUCAACAUAAUACAUGUAUUGGAAUAUUUGAUCAAUCAUUUGGUUUAGUUCGUGACCCAAAUCAUAGUAAUAAUUAUUUAAUUAAAUUUUGUUUUCUUAAUAUACAAACACAAGAACAACAACAACAACAACAUCAACAAAUUUUAUCAGCCAAUCCAUCGAUACCAACUUAUCUUAUGGAUAUUAUGCAAAAUUAUGAUCAAACAAUUCAACAAGAAAUUGAUUCAACUGAUUAUAUUAUUGAAGAUCCAGAUGAUGAUAAUGAUAAUGAUGAAAAUGAUUAA
Messenger RNA from Rotaria sordida, 1617 nucleotides. NCBI's taxonomy places the organism in Eukaryota, Metazoa, Rotifera, Eurotatoria, Philodinida, Philodinidae. The record is from the annotation of a GenBank genome assembly.